AUGCCCACCAUCAAAACUGAAGGAGAUACUGGAGCAGAAGAACGCGGCAACGAAGGGCCAAGUGAUUUGCUUACCGUCGCGCCUCCCGCCGCAGCAAAUUCUACUCCUCCUGUAGAUUACGAGAAGUUGAUGGAGCAGUUGAAGGAAAUGAACGAUAAGAUUGAACAGCUUUCUGUACGCGUUGAAAGGGCUGACAGUGAACGACGCUCUGCCGCCACGAAUGAACACAUCCUGUCGCAACUUCAGUGCUUCAUGGCGGAUGGCUGUUUUCUCACCGCAGUUACUGAACAGAUUCGACAGCAAUUAACAACGAUGGUGGUACCAGCUAUAGAACGGAUUUGCGCGCAGCUUUUCAAGCAGCUUAAUGACAAUUUCCGUCAUGGUCUUGACCAGUACCUGCAGCAAAUGCGAGCACUGCAAACAGCUACAUUGGCAGCCGUUGCCGCAACCGCUACACCAGCUCCUUCGCUUUCCGUCGGUGCCGACCGACAGGCUCUUGCUCACAUGAUUAAAAAUAACCAAAUACCCCUUGCGUUCGAAACGGUAAGUAUUCACGAUUCAAAAGGAAGAGAAUUCAGUUUGAGUUCAAGACGUAAAAUAUUCGAUGAAUGCUUUGAACUUUUUUGCUUAAUGGCUGCAUUUUAUUUUGCG
Messenger RNA from Ostertagia ostertagi, 651 nucleotides. The record is from the annotation of a GenBank genome assembly. NCBI's taxonomy places the organism in Eukaryota, Metazoa, Nematoda, Chromadorea, Rhabditida, Trichostrongylidae.